This is a messenger RNA of Drosophila ananassae, 3277 nucleotides long. Its product is annotated as insulin-like peptide receptor. Bases 411 to 3236 code for a protein of 941 amino acids. The record is from RefSeq and is a predicted model, not a curated record. The transcript is spliced from 7 exons. Gene Ontology annotation, molecular function: protein binding. Lineage: Eukaryota; Metazoa; Arthropoda; Insecta; Diptera; Drosophilidae.
UAGCCCCAAUAUUGGCACAAACAAGCCCUUCCUUCCCGACAUUCGUGCGAUUUUUCGCCCCCGAUUGUGAGCUUGGUGAAAAACGUAAAUUGAAUAAAAAAUAAAAAAAUCACAAAAAACAAAAUAGCCGCCAGAACAGUGAGCGAGUCAUAAAAUAAACAUUCGAGGCUAAUCAGAUGGCCGGCCGGUCGGAGCGUUAAUUAGGCUUUCGAAAAGGGAGACAAAACAAGUGCUAUAACUGUAAGGGAUCCAAUCACAUCCCAAAAAAUACAAUCAACAAAAAAAACCUAAACAAUGCUUUUGAGCCGACAUCGAUGUUGGCCGAAACAAAAGAAGAAACAAAGUGCAAAAUAACAUUUUUUAAGUAAUUUUAAAAAAAUAAUUUUACUUGCCACACGAACUUAAGCAACAUGCAUCUUAGCAACAUAAGUCUCAGCAACAUGAUGCUAAUCAUCGGCGGCAUGUUGCUACUGGCAUCGAGUUUAACCGCAAAAGCCUAUCACGAAUGCACCAGCGUCGAUAUCCGUAACAAUUGCAGCAGACUGCAUCAACUGGACAAUUGUACGGUAGUCACCGGUUACGUAAUGAUCACCCUCAUCACCAACCCCGAGGAAAACUGUUCGUACAGUAACUAUACGUUCCCGCUGCUCACAGAAAUCACCGAAUACAUGAUCUUCACGGAGGUCCGCGGUCUAACCAAUAUAACGUCAAUGUUCCCCCACUUGACAGUCAUUCGAGGUCGCAGACUAUUCCUCAAUUAUGCACUUGGAGUGACCAGCAUGCCCGACCUCGAACUGUUAGCUUUUCCGGAAUUGGUAGCUAUUCAACGGGGCCACGUCUACAUCGGCAACUGCCCCAAGCUUUGCCACAUAGACGGGGUGAACUGGGAUUUGCUCACUCUCAGCCCAGGUGAGAACCACAUCAUGGCUGUGUCGAGCAACUGCAGCCAGCCCACUUGUAGGGGUUGUGCCUCCACCACCUGCUGGUCCGACCAGCACUGUCACCGUUCCAUCAAUGACAACGUUGCCAACUACUCAGGAAAUAUCGACACUUGCCAUGAGGAGUGCUUAGGGGGCUGCUCAAGCAAAUCGAAAUCUCCGUUGGAGUGUACGGUAUGCCGAGGACUCAGCAAUGCCGGAGUCUGUGUGAAAACAUGUCCGGCUGGCAAAUACGUCCAUGAGGACCAUCUGCGAUGCUACACCAAAGAGCAGUGUCUGGCGAAGCAGGAUCAUGUCAUCUACGCCUCCCAGUGCGUGCCAUUCUGCCCCAGUGGAUACAAGGUCAACAACGAAUCCGAAUGUAUCGCUUGCGAUCCCGAUGAGCCUUGCGUCAGUUUCUGCAACCCCACGAUAGGGGACACCUUCAAUAUAUACAGCCUGGGUGAAGCGGAAAAGUUGCGCGGAUGCCAGAUCUUCAACGGCAGUGUUGUAUUCACAAUCCGCAAUCUAAUAAAUGAAUCCCAGUUGAUUCACAGUUUUAACAGUAUUCGAGAGAUUCGGGGAUACCUCAAAGUCUUCCGGUCCUCCCAACUAACAAGCCUGAAAUUUCUUAGCAAUCUGGAGCGGAUUCAUGGUGAUCCCAUGGAGAAUAAUUAUUUUUCUAUUAUACUUUAUGACAACAAGAAGCUGUCUGAACUCUGGAAGCCCACCCAGCAGCUAGAGCUUAUGAGGGGUGGCAUGUACAUUCAUCGGAAUAACAAAUUGUGUAACCCACGGAUACGGGGAUUCCAGAAUUGGGUGACCCACGACAGGGGCUUGGAUUCGUUGCAAACCAGCGAUCAGGAAGUCAUGUGCAGCCCGGCAAAGAUGCAAUUAUUGGUGCUGAAAUGCACCCACAAAUCAGUAUUACUAAGUUGGCUAAAGUCCCAGACUAGCCAAAAAGUCGAGUUCAUUUAUCGACCGAUGGCGCCUGGAAUGUUGUACCACGACGAAAGUGAACUGGAGGCUCCUGUGUGCACCCGGAUUAACUGGAAACGCCGCCUGCUCUUCCGCGACGAACUAAUCGGAAACGGAACACAUUAUGAGAUCCUUUUAGAAGAUUUGGAACCCGACACACGUUACGCCUGCCUGCUGCGUACCUUUGGAGAGGAUAUGACGCACGAUGCCCGCAGUGACUUAACCUAUGUCCAGACAAACAGGGACAUUCCCAAACAGCCACUACUGGAACUGGUAGAAAAGACAGACAGUACGCUUACUGUGCGAAUGGCAAGUCACGAUCACGAUUACUUUCUGCUCUCGUUGUUGGAGUUGAACGAAGACAAGAAAUAUAUAGAGCAGCGAAACUUUUGCCACCAACCAGUCAUGUGGCAGGAUAUGGAAGGAGCCCAGUGGUUGGCUUUCCAGGACUACGACGACUGUUGUGCUUACAAGGCGGAGCAGCAAGAUGAUCAACGAUUUAUUUCCCAAAUGCGGAAUGAAUAUCGUUGCAGCCUCGACAAUCCUCGGCAGUGUCAGAGUCAGAUGGAGGGAACGCAGAUUCGUUUGCCGGCCUAUACCACUGAGUACAAGCUGAAACAACUGCAACGCUACCGCCUCUAUGUCGUCCAGCUGCAGGCCUGUAACGAACUGGGCUGCAGUACUCAUACAGCGCUCCAUGAACGCACCAACUACACCGUGGGAGCGGAUUUACUACCGCAGCUGCACGGAUGCCAUCAUCCAGAGACGCAGAAAUACAUCGUUCGCUUUGAUGAACCGAAACAGCCCAAUGGAAUGGUUCUCUACUAUGUGAUUUACUUCCGGAACCACUACAAGCAGACUCACGUGGGCUGUCUGACUCGCCAGGAUCACACCAGUGCCGGUUAUACAUACGUGCGGCAACUGAACGUCACCUUCCAGGAAUAUGCUGUUCGGGUUUACUCCUUGGCUGGUGAUGUGAUAAAGCCAUAUGUUCCCUUUACUGUUUGCACUGAAGAGGAGCGUCAGCAGGCCCACAGUCGAGCGGCCAAGGAACUGGCCCCGCUGGACAUAGACGAUUCGGUGGCCGUAGCUUCGUCCCACCCUCACGGCGUCAGCAUCUUCCUUAUUUGUUUCCUGUUCGGCUGCAGCGUUUCAAUAGCUUGGGUUCUGUACAAGCGACGUUGCUGGCGAAAGCUGCCCGGACUAAGACGGUACAUUCCAGUACGGGAGCAGUGGCUACGAGAGCGCCACCAGGCGGAGGACCGCGAAAUUCUGGUCGACGGCUUUGAAACCGUUCGCUUCCAGAACAACCUUCAAAGCCCCGAUGGUCAUCCAAUGUAAACUAUAAUAAAUGCGAACUUACCCGUGUGCGCGUACCCUUA